Salvia hispanica is the source of this 1441-nucleotide messenger RNA. Its product is annotated as F-box protein At1g11270-like. The record is from RefSeq and is a predicted model, not a curated record. Gene Ontology annotation, molecular function: protein binding. NCBI's taxonomy places the organism in Eukaryota, Viridiplantae, Streptophyta, Magnoliopsida, Lamiales, Lamiaceae.
GAAUACUUCACAUUUGCAUUUGGGCGACUGCGGCGGCGCCACUCUGAAGAUCCGCCGUCUCCACCGCAUUCCCCCGUUGGUGUUAUUAAGUUCAGAGAUGAAAACUGCUGAUAAUUCCAAAAUGGAUCAAGAUUUCUUCGAAUAUCUACCAUCGGAAAUCGUAGUAAAUAUCCUCUCAAGACUCCCCACUCGAGCAGCUGCGGUCUGCAAGUGUGUUUGUAAGCCAUGGCUUGGUCUUCUCGCUACCCCCGAGUUUGUGAAUUCCCAUAUUUCUAGACCAGUCCCUGGCAUCGUUGUUGAAACACGCUCAAGGUCAUACGACGUGAUUGAGUUUGUGGAUGAACUUGGCCUCCACUUUGAUGAUGAGCAUCGUGCAAUUGUAGCCUUCAACUUCGAACUCCCUUUUGAUGUGCCAAUGCAUAGUUCAGCCAAUGGUUUGAUCUUUCUAAGUGGUGUCGACCGUGAUGAUCUUAUCCAGUGCAAUCCAAUCACACGUGACUAUAUCAAGCUCCCUUCUCCUCGACAAACUACCUCAAAAGAUCAGCUUGCGGUUGAGAAUUUUGGAUUUGGAGUGAGCAAGAUGACCGGCCAAUAUAAGGUGGUUAGGCUUUUCGGUGAAAAACCACUACAUGAGGAGUACAGAAUUGAGUGCCAAGUAUACAAUGUUGGAACCGGAUCGUGGAGAAAAGUUCCCUCUGGUAGCAUUGAUAGCUCGCUUAAGUUAUAUAAAGACGUUCGAGGGGUGCUUCUGGAUGGAAAUCUUCAUUGGAUGGUCGACAAAACAACAAAUUUCUCUUGUAGAUGGGUUCUUCGCUUUGAUCUUCAAACAGAACUUUUUAGCGUCUUUUCUGCACCUCCUCCUAUCGGUAUAAAUUUUCUCUUUGGUAGGUCACUCUGUUUUUUCAGGGAUUGCCUCGGUUUAAGCGAUUUUUCAGACGAUAGGAGCAUUUUAAUCUGGUUUUUGGUUGAAGAUAAGGGGAUUUGGGACAAGGACUUUAUCCGUGAGUUUGGUAGACGUGAUCAUUAUAAUUAUGUUUGGCCAAUAAGAGCUUUCGAAAAUGGUGAUGUCUUCAUGGAAUCGGAUUUUGGAAACCUACUCUACUACUCCAACAAGUCGAAAACUUUUGACUAUAACGUUGUGGUUCGAGAGGAUCGUGAUACUUACACCCCUACGACCAUGUAUGCCUCAAGCUUUCUCUCGCUAAAGAGUUUUGUGAUGGAGAAUGUUAGCUCAUUUUGAGUUAUGACUGUAGUUUGAUUACUAUGAUAGUCGUUAAACCGUAUGCCUCUUUUGUAGGAUUGUCUUGUAACUCUCUGAACAUUGUUUCUUGCCUUCCUUUUUUGCUUAGUUUGGAGAAGGCAGUUGUUCAAUGUUUUGUUCAUGAAAAUCUAUUAGAAACAAUGAUAUCAAUGGAGCUUUUGCUAUAAGCCUUCUUUUUUC